This is a messenger RNA of Syngnathus acus (greater pipefish), 4461 nucleotides long. RefSeq names its product run domain Beclin-1-interacting and cysteine-rich domain-containing protein-like. Lineage: Eukaryota; Metazoa; Chordata; Actinopteri; Syngnathiformes; Syngnathidae. The record is from RefSeq and is a predicted model, not a curated record. Gene Ontology annotation, cellular component: early endosome; late endosome. Gene Ontology annotation, molecular function: phosphatidylinositol phosphate binding. Gene Ontology annotation, biological process: negative regulation of endocytosis; negative regulation of autophagosome maturation.
UAGAACAACGAUAGCACAACUUAGCAGGCGCAAAAGCUGCAAAAGGUGAUGACAUAAAUUUACGCACAGCCUGCGACCCCCGUGAGGAUAAGCGGUUCAGAUAAUAUAUGAAUGAAUGGGUAAAAAUAAGAUUAUGGUCAAAGGGUGUAGCGCAGCGUUAUAAAGACACAAACGCCCCCGCCCCCUGGUUUAUGCUGGUCAUGUGGCCUCCUCCACGAUUUGGAUUCAGGGCUCGGGCAGGCGGGGUUGAGAUGGCGGACAAUUGCAAACCUGUGUUUUUUGAGAAACAAUCAUGCGGCUGAUGUAAUUCUCAGCGAUUCCAGUGAUUUCUCUGCACUUGAUUCCAAACACGACAUGGAGGUAACGUCUGACGGAGAUGCGGCGGAACGCAGGCGGGAGCUCUGGAAGUUGUUGUCCAGCCUGAAGACCACAGUGGAGGGCCUCCUGUCUACAAACAACCCCAAUGUUUGGUCCCGCUAUGGCGGCCUACAGCGCCUGCACAAGGACAUGAACAAUAUUCUCAGUCAUGGACUGAAGAAUGAGCAGGUGUAUUACAAGCAGAGAGACUACUGGCCGUUUGUCUGGUGUGUACGUCAAAUAAGCCCUCAGCUUGCCUCACACGUCGAACAGUUCAGUCAGCUGGAGCCGGUACUGAGCAGCAGGGUGCAGAGUGCCGGUGAAAGCUACAAGGCAGAGCGCUGGUUGCUUCACAGCUUACAGGUCCACAUGCUCUCGGCUCAGCUCAAACCUCUGCUCAGGCAUCAGGGACAUACAAGAAAGUACUACAAUGAAGAUGCCUUCUUGCUCAGUGAGCCGCAUGUCACCGCCAUGUUCCAGUGUCUCGAAGCUGUGGAACAAAAUAACCCCAAACUGCUGGCCCAAAUAGAUACAGUGGGGUUGUCCCCGCUCAAGAUUCCGCCGUGCCUCGGCCUCUUGAAGAGCCAGAGCUUGUGUGUUUUGCCCGGCACUGGCGAGCCCUGGAGAAGUGCUGAAUCGACACCCAUAAAAGAGCCUCUAAACCGGAGGCUCACAGCAUCCCACUGCUCACUUAGAGAUGUGGCUGCCACGAACACCAACGACAACAUGAUAGGCGUUGGAAACAGCUCGAAUACUACCUCACAAUCCAGCAGCCUAGGUCCUCCCUGGGUGUGUCUGACCAGGCCGGAAGAGAGUGAGCGGGGUGUGACGCCUCCUCAAGGACAUGCGUCCAUACCCUCCAUCUCUCUUUCAGAGUCUCCCUCACCGUCCUCCCCACAGCCUGACACGGGAGAUUCAGGUGAUGGCGAAUACGACGACGGUCCAGAGUACCUGGCCAUCGGUAACCUGGGCCAACGAAGUCGCCGCGACACCCAAAGCUCUACACACAGCUCCACGCACAGCGAGCCCAGCAAGAACAAGGACCGGUCCCUGCAGCCAAGUUCUCUGGCUCUACCUCCACUCAGGCGCUCGUCUUUCUCAGAGGGCCAGCGAGAGCUCGGCAGAGGGGUUCGAGGACACACCCGCUCAUUUUCUGAUACGGGAAUCACUCAAAAACUCAGGACAGAAGGGGCCCACCGGAAAAUCACCGUAAUAAUUGAGGAUCCGGUAGCAGAAACGAGGAGCGAAGACUGCUGCAUUAAGGAGUUCAACCCUUUCUCACCUCCGUGCAGUGACAUCAGCACGCCCACUUCCCUUUACAUGGAAUCUCAUCCGUCCCAGUACAGCAAGACCGCAGAUGGUUUGUUCAGGAAGCCAUCAAAAGGCCAGAGCCUCAUCAGCUACUUGUCAGAGCAGGACUUUGGCAGCUGUGCUGACCUUGAAAAGGAGAACGCUCACUUCAGCAUCUCCGAGUCCCUUAUUGCAGCCAUCGAGCUGAUGAAGUACAACCUGCGGCGUCAGCAGGAGGAGGGUGACGAGGAAGGAGACAGCGACUCUGAGAUUCAGCAGCUCAAGCAGAAGAUCCGCUUGCGAAGGCAGCAGAUCCGUCGCAGCCGCCUGCCCCCCUGCACAACGCCCCACCACUUGUUUCAUUCAACGGAUAGCAGCGGUUCAAGGAGGAGCUCCCAGGACUCCCAUCAGGGCCUAUCCGACUCCGACUCUGCAGAGGAGGUGGAGGAGUGUGAAUUACGGGAUGGCUGUGAGGGUCAGUCCCUGCUGGCGGUGUCUCAGAAUGGCCUCUCCUUGUCACUUGCCUCGCUCUUCUCAGAAGCAGACAUAAAGCGCAGCGUAAGCACCAGCAAGUCUUUUCUGAGCUCAGAUUCCAUUUCCACCUCCUUCCUUCAAUCCAACUCAGCCGAGUCGGUCGCCAUGGGUUUGCUCCGACAGUUUGAGGGCAUGCAGCUUCCGGCCGCUUCCGAGCUUGACUGGCUGGUUCCAGAACAUGAUGCCCCACAGAAACUGUUGCCCAUCCCAGACUCACUUCCCAUCUCUCCUGAUGACGGUGAGCAUGCAGACGUCUAUAAGCUAAGGAUUCGGGUACGAGGGAACUUGGAGUGGGCGCCGCCCCGACCACAAAUUAUCUUCAACAUUCACCCUCCACCAAAGAGGAAGAUCAUCGUGGCGAAACAGAAUUACCGCUGUGCUGGUUGUGGGACUCGCAUUGACCCAGAUUAUAUUAAAAGACUACGUUACUGCGAGUACCUCGGGCGUUACUUCUGCCAGUGCUGCCAUGAAAAUGCGCAAGUUGUGGUUCCCAGUCGAAUUCUGAUCAAGUGGGACUUCAGCAAAUACCAUGUGAGCAACUUUGCCCGUGACUUGCUGAGCAAGAUUGCUGGAGACCCACUCUUCAAUCCGAAUGACAUCAACAGCAACCUUUACAAGAAAGUUAAAGCUCUGGAGUCUGUUAGGGUUUUGAGAAUGCAGCUGUUUCAUAUGAAAACUCUCUUCAAGACAUGUCGCUUUUCAAAAGAGGUUCUCGAGCAGUUUGACAGUCUGCCCUGUCACCUGACGGAGGACCUGCACCUUUUUUCCCUGAAUGACCUUCUGUCUGUGCGCAAUGGAGAAUUGGCCCCCCGAAUGAAGGAGUUACUUAAACUCGGCACUGUGCAUGUAGCAGGCUGCGUGUUGUGCCAGGCAAAGGGCUUCGUGUGUGAGUUCUGUGGCAACGAGAAAGACAUCAUCUUCCCCUUCCAACUGAGCAAGUGCCAACGCUGCGAAGACUGCCACGCUUGUUACCACAGAGUCUGCUUCAGAGCCACCAAGGACUGCCCUCGUUGUCAGAGGCUGGCCCAGCGCCGCGUGAUGAUGGCACGCAGGAACAUGGAGCAGCAAGAGGACGAGGGCGGUGGAACUUAGUAGGAAAAUGCAAAGCUGAGAAGUUGACGAGGAGCACAAUGUGACUGAUUCUUAUGCCUCCGUUUCACCCGUUUAUCAUGUGCUUUUGUCCAACUAACUACUGUUUGUCACAAAGCAACUUUCACUCUAGUAGCACUUAACACUGGAGAACGCGUCCAAUGUGAAAAAGGAGAUUUGUGCACCUUUUGUGAGAAGUGAGUGUUUGCUGCUCUACCACGUGAGAUGUUCCUCUACUAGAAAGGCAAGCUAUGAUACACAAUUGUCAGUUUCAUUGGCACUUAAUUUGUUUUUCUCUGCAGUAAAACACGCACACAGCUGAUAACCCAGGGUUGAUAUUUGUCUAUUAUGAUUUUUUUUUAGCUCUUGCCAACAGUUGCUUUUCCGUGCUUCUGUCAUAUUUUGGACAAGUAGUUUUGAUUUAAAAACAAUGAAUGAUUUAAAAGAAAAUGAUCAAAUAUAUAAAAAAAAAAAAGAACCUUUAUGAUUGAUUUUCAAUGUACAUUCCUCCCUUUAUUAUGUUUUAAUGGAUAAUACUUUUUUUUAGUGUUUUAAGCCAUAGACACCUGUGCCUCGAGACCAAAAAAAUUGGCAGGGCUAUCUUGCCUUGUUAACCGUCGAGCUUAGGAGCCUCCAAAGAUGGGGAAGAACCUACAAUAAAGGUACAACCACAGCAGAGUUUGUUCGUAAGCUCAAAAUUUGGGACAGAAUUUUGCUGCAUUUUAAACUGCUAAAGCCAGGGCAGAGUUAAAGCUAACUGUCUUGAAUUGGUCCAGUGAGAUUUCAGGGGGAUGUAAACAAUCUAGAUGCGCUCAUUAGUUUAUUCCCCUUUGCAUUGUGUAUUUUAUUUUUUCAUUAGACUGACUUGAAUUAGUGUGCAAUUCUACCUGCUGUACUUUAUGCAUGGUUUACACAAGUCUAAAUAGCACUUAACAUUUUCCUCAAAUGCCACUGAAUUGGCAUUCUUAGAGAAAUUCCAUUUUAUUGCACUGACUUUUUUGUGGGGGAGGGUGGAUAGACAUGUCACUUGUGGGAUUAGUUUCUGAUGUUCAUCAGAACAUCAUUCUUCACUCUCCCAUCACAGGGGUGAACAAGAGUAUUAAUGCGCUCUAUCCCAAAUGCACAAUGUCAACUGAAUCCAAAUCCAAUCUUAAAUGGCCCUUUGUUUUAUUUUUAUUUUCUAAAAAAAAA